GGAACAUCAUUACAAGACGAAGAAGGAGGAAAGCUGUCAGGAAAGGUAGUGGCGUCUGUCAGUCAAAGUUCACAAAGACUUUCUUUGCUUAGUGAUUUGUCGACGGAGAAGCGAACCUGCACAGCAUGAGCGACAAAAAAGAAGUCCAGUUUGAUCCAAAAGAGCACCAGCAUCUGCGCUAUAAUCCCCUGCGAGAUACCUGGGUCCUGGUGUCUGCUCACCGCAUGAAGAGACCCUGGGCUGGUCAGGUAGAAAAGCCUACUGAGGAACAUGUACCCAGAUUUGACAGCAACAACCCACUUUGUCCCAAGAACACACGAGCAAGUGGAGAGGUAAAUGAAGACUAUCACAGUACUUUCAUAUUUGAUAAUGACUUCCCUGCUCUUCAGCCAGAUGCUCCAGAUCCUGGUGUGGAUGAAGAUCCAUUGUUCCAGUGUAAAGCUGCCAGGGGUGUCUGUAAGGUCAUGUGUUUCCAUCCCUGGUCUGACAUUACCCUCCAACUCAUGAAACAACAGGAGGUCGUGAAAGUGAUUGACAAGUGGGCAGGGCUUGUUGAAGAACUGGGCAAACUCUACCCCUGGGUUCAGAUCUUUGAGAAUAAAGGAGCCAUGAUGGGUUGUUCAAAUCCACAUCCUCACUGUCAGGUCUGGGCCAGCAACUUCCUGCCAAAUGAGCCAGCUCUUUCAGAUCGCUGUCAAAGGGCUUACUAUGAGAAACAUGGACGGCCACUGCUGAUGCAAUAUGCGAUACAAGAGGCUGAGAAAAAGGAGCGGCUGGUGGUGGAGAAUUCUGAUUGGCUGGCAGUAGUGCCAUAUUGGGCAACAUGGCCUUACCAGAUGCUGUUGUUACCACGACGACAUGUCCUGAGAAUCAAUGAACUGACAAGAGAUGAGAGAGAAAGUCUGGCUGACAUUAUGAAGAGACUGUUGACCAAGUACGACAAUUUGUUUGAAAUUUCUUUUCCCUACUCCAUGGGCUGGCACGGCGCACCCACUGGCUCCCAUUUGAAGGAGGACAACACUCACUGGCAGCUACAUGCUCACUAUUACCCCCCUCUGCUGCGGUCUGCAACAGUUAAGAAGUUUAUGGUGGGUUAUGAGAUGCUCGCCCAGGAGCAAAGGGACCUAACACCUGAACAGGCUGCUGAGAAGCUAAGGAACCUACCUGAAGAACACUAUAAAACCAGAGAGAACAGGGAAAGGGGAAAAUGAAAGGAGAAAGUGUGUGGGGAGGGGAAUAAAGUGAAUUGAUCUUGUCUAAUGAAAAAUGAUGGCUUUAUUUGAACUAUAGUAUACUAGAUUGUUUGUUGUCUUCUUUCUUUUUUAUAUAUUUGUCAUGAUUUGUUCCUUUGUUCUUUAAGUCAUGUUUAGUCUGUAAUCUUGCGUAUUGUACCUUUUCAUAAUUGUAACACCAAGACUUUGAUUAUAAAUAAGAAUGGACGAAAAAAACAGUGCGCUUUCAGUUGCAGUCUUUUAAAAACUGUGAGUGAGCUUACCCUGUGAGUGUCUGACCAAUCAGAGAUGUUCAGUACUGCAGGGGCUGCAUGACCUACAGGUCUUUUUCUAGGGGUAUAUCUUUUACCCCAGAACUACUUGUGUCCUAAUGAAAAGGAUAUUUGCUCAGUGAAGCUUUGAGUGAGAGACCUGCAAUCAGUAAUAAUGUACAGCCUGUUUCAUCUGUUUGGCACUAGAAAAAUCUAUUGUGCCUUUUGCCUUUUGUCUUUUCAGUUUGAUCACUGCGACCUCUCACUCCAAUCACCAUUCCAGUUCAAGUCCACUCCUCAAAUGCUGCAUUCUUCCAUCACCACUACUGGUGUCUAGACUCCAUCAGGGGGUAUUCUGCUGUUAGCCUAGCUACCUUUUAAUGAAGACACCUGAUGAUGGAGUGUAAUCGCUAAAGACAUUGCGAAUUUGUUCUUUUUCAAAACUUGUAAAUGAAACAAUUAUCCAUUCAUAAUUAUCUCCUGAUUGAAAUACAAGUUGGCAGAGAAGAAUGCCUGCCAAGAGGCCCACAUCCAUGUAAUGAGAUUGGUUUUGACAUUGGUUGCCUUGCAUUAGUCAGAAAAUAUUCACACCAACCUACUUCUCCGUAGGAGGAUAUUGAAAUUCACCUUUUUCUUAAAGCCUACAUCCACACUCAACUUUUAAGUCAAAGCUUUUUUAUAUAGCACAUUUUAAAACAGCCACAGUUGCCCAGAUGUCUACAAGCUUUAAACACAUUAUACAUUAAAAUAAACAUGACUAAAUAUGAAAAUAAGAAUGUUACACAAUAAAAACAUGAUAAAUGAGGGAUUAAUAUAGCUGCAUAAUAAAUAUGUCUGGAUGUCAAGCUCAGCGUGUUCCCUCUGGAGCAUGCAGGUGCUACAACCCAGCUAAACUGCGAAGAACAAUUAAUACAAUCUCUUUUUUUAAUUCUUUAUUUUAGAAUUUGGACAGCAACAAAAUCACAGAGCAUUGUCACAGAAAAACAAUUAAGUCUCCUUUGCAGUCCUCAGUUUUUUAAAUGUGGGAGAGAUAAAGUGUGCACUCAAAAUGAAUUAAAAAAAUGGCGAAUAAGUUAAAUAAAAGAUUAAGCUAAAUUAUAUUAGGUAUAUUAAGACAAGACAACAUCACAAGAACACCUCCACAAAAUAUGUUAAAGGUUUAACAGCCCAAUUCAACCAGAGUUUAACAAAAACUUCCUUCUGUAGACGCAGAAAAAAAGUGAUUCUUUACAUAACAUACAUACUGUAUCAUUUACAAUAUUAAUCCAGCUUUGUAUUGUGGGAGGUUCAGGAAGUAACCAGGGCGCGAUCACACUAGCCAUCCAUAUCGUGCCGUACUCAAGCAUGAUUGGCCCCCCCUUUCCCCAGCGGGGGGGCUGGCGAUCACAAUGCUCAAAGACAAUCCGGACCAAAGCACGGUUACCUCUUGUACAUAACGUCGUAAUACAGCACAUGCGUGGCUUUAUGUUAUUAUGACGAGUGCUCAUUUACAAACAGGCAGACUUGAGACAAAAAAGAAAAAGAGACGCGCAGUCGAGUCCGCUUUUGCGCAUCAUAGAACAACACAUAGAUCAUGAGAUCUAUUUUACUGAUUUUGUGGCUUAUUUUGAGUCAUUUUAAUCACAUACAGCCAUAAAUUAAUUUAAAAAACAAAAGUUACGCGCGGUACAGUCCGCAUCAGCACAUAAGAAAACAUGACAGCUAGCUUGUGUCUUUAUUUUGUGUCAUGUUAGUCAGAUACAGCCUGAAACUCAGGAUUUCUCUAUAAUAAAUGCUGUCAACGUCGUUUACCCCCGUGCUUUGCUCUUGCAUGAACUGUACCGUGCUGAAGCACACCUCUCCAAAGUGUGCCAUGGCAAAGGACGGAGCGGUCACACUGCUCAUAAAAAACUGGACUUUAGGGGUGAAGCGUGCUUAGGCACGGUACGGAUUGCCAGUGUGACCGUGCCCUAAUAUGCCAAACAGGUAUUUUUCAGUGCCUCUUGCCUGACAAUCUGCAUUUCCUAAAAACAAUGUGUUUAACUGCAGGAGCAGGUCCAUGUUAAGAAUACACUUCAAUGUUUCAUGAAACUCUUAACCAGAAAGGUUGUGUCACUGGGCACUCCCAGUGGGGAUUGACAUGUGGGAAAGGAGCCACAGGUUGGAUUCGAACCUGGGACGCCUGCGUUGAGGACUAUAGCCUCCAUAUAAGCACACUAACCACUGCGCCACCAGCGCCCCAAACUGUCCUCUUUCUGUUAAAGAAAUGAGUGUUGUUAUUUCUUUUGUGGUCCAUGGUUUAAAUCCGUAAUCCAUUUUGUUAGGUUUAAAACCGGGAUCAUAGGCACACCAUUGAAUUAUUUGUAUUUUAUCAUCAAGUUUAUAUUCCCCUCUUAUUGUCCUCUAGGUUUUUUAACAGAGCUUUGAUUAAAGGAUUUUGUAUUCUCACAGAUUUUUGUGAGCCAA
Labrus bergylta (ballan wrasse) is the source of this 3928-nucleotide messenger RNA. It is a transcript of the gene galt, whose product is annotated as galactose-1-phosphate uridylyltransferase. Gene Ontology annotation, cellular component: cytoplasm. The record is from RefSeq and is a predicted model, not a curated record. NCBI's taxonomy places the organism in Eukaryota, Metazoa, Chordata, Actinopteri, Labriformes, Labridae. Gene Ontology annotation, biological process: beta-D-galactose catabolic process via UDP-galactose, Leloir pathway. Gene Ontology annotation, molecular function: UDP-glucose:hexose-1-phosphate uridylyltransferase activity; zinc ion binding.